This is a messenger RNA of Gastrolobium bilobum, 1905 nucleotides long. RefSeq lists its product as uncharacterized. Lineage: Eukaryota; Viridiplantae; Streptophyta; Magnoliopsida; Fabales; Fabaceae. The transcript has 7 exons. The coding region runs from base 202 to 1836 and encodes 544 amino acids. The record is from RefSeq and is a predicted model, not a curated record.
UGCGCGCCACUCACACAAACGGGUCCAGAUUCUCAUAAUAACAAAGUGGUUUCGGGUCGGAUCCAAACCCGAGAAAUCUGUGUGUACGCGUGAUGGUAAACUAAACUAAACAAAACGUGAUAGAACUGGGAGAGAGAGAGAGCACAGUUCAGAUCCGGGUUAAGAGGAAGCUAAGCUUAGCUGAACUGAGAGAGAGAGAGAAUGAGAUAUGGCGGAGGUAGAAGGAGGCGAAUGCUGUUGCAACCGUUUCUUGUUUUGUGUGCGAUUGUGACCGGUGUGGGGCUCUUGAUACUGGCGCUGAGGCCGUUGGAUCCUCCUAUCACGGUCGAUUUUCCGAGAGAUUCCGAGUUCGGAGAUUUCAACAGCUCCAGUUUGGAUGGUGGCGCUGCCGCCGAGGAGAUCGUCAGGGAGAAACCGUGCGCGACGGUGGAAGAGAUGGGGAAUGAUUUCGGAGCGGGUACAGAGAAGGAAGCCCUGAGAGUGAGGAGAAUUAUCGAUGAUCAUUUCGUUGUGAACGGUGCUUCAAGAGUCAGGGAUUUGCCCCCCGAGGAGUUCUGUAGUCAUGGAUUUGUUCUGGGAAAGACUGCCGAAGCAGGUUUUGGGAAUGAAAUGUACAAGGUCUUAACUGCUGCAGCACUGAGUAUAAUGUUAAACCGGUCCUUGAUCAUUGGCCAAACCAGAGGCAAAUAUCCUUUUGGGGAUUACAUUUCUUAUUCCAACUUUACCUUUACCAUGAAAGAAAUAAAGCAUCUGUGGAGACAAAAUGAUUGUGAAAGCAAAUAUGGGAGGCAACUUGUAAUGAGGACUGAUGAUUUUGAAAAGCCAGCUCAAACAAAUGUUCUCUGUAGCAAUUGGAAGGAAUGGAAGCAACCUAUCAUAUGGUUUCAAGGAACUAAUGAUGCUGUGGCCGCUCAAUUUUUCUUGAAGAAUAUACACUCACAGAUGAGGAUUUCUGCUUUUGAUUUAUUUGGUGACCCACAAGUUCUGGGAUCUAAACCAAAUGUAUUUGGGGAGCUCAUGAGAGUUCUCAUAUCCCCUUCAAAAGAUGUUGAGGCAGCUGUUGAUUGGGUUAUUGGUGGUGGGGAGAAUCCUGACAUCUCUUUGCAUAUGCGGAUGCUUAUGAAUAGGUCCAUAAGAGCUGUACAGGCUGCAUUGCGUUGCAUUAAAAAAGCCAUACAGAGUCAACACCUAAUGUCAAGACCAAAGGUGGUUGUGGUGUCAGAUACACCUUCUCUUGUUAAAAGUAUCAUGCCCAACAUAAGUGAAUUUGCAGAGGUUCUUCAUUUUGAUUAUGAAAAGUUUAAAGGAAGUAUUUAUGACGGUUUGCCCAAGUCAGAUUUUAGAGUGAAGGAUUGGGGUCCAGCACCCAGAUGGGUUGCUUUUGUAGAUUUUUUUCUUGCAUCUCGUGCUAGAUAUGCUGUUGUUUCCGGAGCUCAUCGGCGUGUUGGAACUACCUAUGCUCAAUUAAUUGCUGCACUGGCUGCAUCACGCAAUCUGGGAGGCAACUCGUCAGGUUCAAGUUUUUCAUUUUUUAGCAGUUUCCAGAGUAAUUUAUUGGUUGAUGGUUUAAAGAAUCAGAUUGGUUGGGGUCAUGUGUGGAACAGAUAUUCUGGACCAUUAAGUUGUCCUGGCCAGACCAAUCAGUGCGCAUUCACACCACUUCUCCCUCCUGCUUGGUGGGAUGGCCUUUGGCAGUCUCCUACUCCACGUGAUAUCAAUCGUCUUGCUUCCUAUGGUAUCCAACUAUCUGGACUUGGCACGGUUGAUAUGGAUUCCCUUAUGAAUUACUGUAACUCAAGGAAAGAUGUUGUGAGAACCAUUACAUUCAAUUUGUAGCCUUUGGAAGACAUAUUUCAUUGUAUUCUUUUUUGGUUUACAUUAAUAAUUAUUAGUACAGAAUUCGUU